AUGACAGAAAAAGGCAAAUCAAUUCGCGUCUUGAUUGCCGGCGCAGGCAUCGCAGGUCUUGCAACGGCUAUAUCGCUAACACGCAUAUCAACUGUUCCAAACUUGGAUAUCCAGCUAUAUGAACAAGCUCCAGAGCUCUUGGAAAUAGGAGCUAGCAUUGGGUUCAGUCCAAAUGGCAUGCGCACACUGGAGAAACUUGGCGUACACAAUGCCCUAAGCGAUGAAGUCGGCUUUAGAGGCCCGAGUGGAAUCCCGCAGAUCUUCCGCCACUGGAAAACGAACCAAGUAGUGUCCACAGACACUCAUAGCAACGUCUCUGAUCCCCGACACAAUACUACCCGCUUCCACCGCGGCCAUGUGCACUCUGCUCUGCUAGAGCAUGUCCCCAAAGAGUCGAUCCACUUGAGCAAGAAGAUUGCGCGCGUGGAAGCUGACGAAGCUGGUGUUUCGUUGUAUUUCGAGGAUGGGACUAGUGCUCACGGAGAUAUCCUCAUUGGGGCAGAUGGGCUUCGAUCGAGUGUUAGACAAUCGUUCGUCCCGGAUUAUAAGCUACGGUUUAGUGGGAAGGUAUUCAUGAGGGCGACGUUUGAUGCCUCGUUGGUGGAGGGCAAGAUCCCUAAUUUGCCAGCUGAUUCGAUUCACUGGUGGGGACCUAGAGACGACUUCUUUGCGUCUCGGCUUGGCAAGAACCAAUACACCACUGUUGGUGCAUACGACGACCCACGCUCGACAGAGGAAGUGGAGAAAAGUAUUGCGUGGGAUCAAGAUGGCAACGUGGAGUUUUUGAGAGACAGAUACAAGGACUGGAACCCCACGGUCAAAGCUCUGGCAGAGCUCACGCCAUCCACAAAUCUCUAUCCCAAUUUUGCAGGAGAUGCUCUUCCGAACUGGAUCUUUGGGUCACGAGUGACUCUAAUUGGAGACGCAGCCCACGCUCACGGCGGUGCCUUCGCAGCUGGAGGCUCGCUGGCGCUAGACGACUCACUCGCCCUUGGCCUUGCAUUCAAAGAAGUGUUCUCUUCGAAGAAUGCCCCGUUCUCAACUAGAAAUAUCAACAAGGCACUGCGGCUGUACAGUCAAACUAGGCAGCCGCAUACAGCUCGGUUGCUGGGUAUUGUGCACAGUCAGAUCGACAAGAAGGGUACUAUUCUUGCGACACCCGAUGAAGAGGAUGCUGUGCUUGUUGCCCGACUGGCGGGCAGGCCAAAUACGGAGUGGCUAUCGGAACACGAUGUUGAAGCUGCGUUCAACGCCGUUGUUAAUCGAGAAGGGGCGCAGCGACAGGUACACCUUGCUGAGUCGGAAACCAAGAUAGGAGAGAUUCAGCUCCAGAGCAGCAAGUUAUAG
Molecule: messenger RNA, 1347 nt
Organism: Penicillium verrucosum
Lineage: Eukaryota; Fungi; Ascomycota; Eurotiomycetes; Eurotiales; Aspergillaceae
Exons: 7
Coding region: 1-1347 (448 amino acids)
Molecular function (GO): monooxygenase activity; FAD binding
Source: RefSeq, a predicted model, not a curated record